Messenger RNA from Lotus japonicus, 2150 nucleotides. Its product is annotated as nicotinate phosphoribosyltransferase 2-like. Lineage: Eukaryota; Viridiplantae; Streptophyta; Magnoliopsida; Fabales; Fabaceae. Gene Ontology annotation, molecular function: nicotinate phosphoribosyltransferase activity. The record is from RefSeq and is a predicted model, not a curated record. The transcript is spliced from 15 exons. The coding region runs from base 259 to 1935 and encodes 558 amino acids. Gene Ontology annotation, biological process: NAD+ biosynthetic process.
UCCAUCGUUCCCUUGUUCUUAGCAGUUUCCGCGAGUCAAUCUUCAUAUAGUUGAAUUCAAACGCUAUUAGUCUUGAUUUGAUUCCUCCACAUUACAACAACCCUUGUUUUUCUUCUUCUCUGAUUGUGCGUAACGUUCACGCUUCGCUCUCACUCACUCACUCACUCACUCACUCUUAUAAAUAGAACGCGCGCGCCGCAACACACAAUACAAACUUCAAACCAUAACCAGAAGAAGAAGAUAGAUACAGAGCGAGCGAUGGCGACGACGAAGCCGAAUGGACCGAGCAAGCAACCUUCGAAUGCCGGCAUCGAUGGACCAACCAACCCGAUGGUCACGCCUCUGCUCAAUGAUCUCUACCAAUUCACCAUGGCUUAUGCGUAUUGGAAAGCUGGCAAGCAUCAAGAGCGUGCUGUGUUCGAUUUGUAUUUUCGGAAGAAUCCAUUUGGUGGGGAAUAUACUGUGUUUGCUGGUUUGGAAGAAUGCAUCAGGUUCAUAGCUAAUUUCAGACUCAACGAGGAGGAGAUUGAUUUUAUUAGGAAGAGUUUAUCUACUUCAUGUGAGGACGGAUUCUUUGACUAUCUGAGAGGACUUGACUGCUCUGAUGUUGAGGUGUAUGCUAUUCCUGAGGGAUCAGUUGUUUUUCCAAAGAUACCCCUCUUGAGAAUUGAAGGUCCAGUUGCUGCUGUUCAAUUACUGGAAACUCCUUUUGUGAAUCUGAUAAAUUAUGCAUCAUUAGUUGCCACCAAUGCGGCAAGGCAUCGAAAUGUUGCUGGAAAAUCCAAAACUUUACUUGAGUUUGGACUACGAAGGGCUCAGGGGCCUGAUGGCGGAGUAGGAGCAUCAAAGUACUGCUAUAUUGGUGGAUUUGACGCAACAAGCAAUGUUGCGGCAGGAAAGUUAUUCGGGAUACCCAUUCGUGGUACUCAUUCCCAUGCCUUCGUUAGCUCAUAUAUGAGCCUUGAUGAGAUCAUAGAUAAGUCACUUCGAAGAAAGGAUGGAUCAAGCACAUGCGAAGAUUUUGUUAGUAUGGUUCAAACAUGGCUGAGCAAAAUUCAGUUGCUAAAUGGUGUUUUUGGUGAGACCAAUCAAAGUGAGUUGGCAGCAUUCACAUCAUAUGCAUUGGCAUUUCCUAAUGGCUUUCUUGCCCUUGUAGAUACAUAUGAUGUGAUGAGAAGUGGAAUCCCUAAUUUCUGUGCAGUUGCAUUAGCUCUCAAUGAUUUAGGAUAUAAAGCAGUUGGCAUUAGAUUGGAUUCUGGUGACCUUGCAUAUUUGUCUUGUGAGGCCAGGAAAUUUUUUUGCUCGAUUGAGAAGGAAUUUGGAAUGCCUGGAUUUGGGAGGUUGGUAAUCACUGCUAGUAAUGACCUCAAUGAGGAAACAAUUGAUGCUUUAAACAAACAGGGUCAUGAAGUUGAUGCCUUUGGUAUUGGUACAUACCUGGUCACAUGUUAUGCUCAAGCUGCCUUAGGUGUUGUUUUCAAGCUGGUUGAAAUCAAUAAUCAGCCUCGUAUUAAACUUUCUGAAGAUGUGUCAAAGGUCUCUAUUCCAUGUAAGAAGCGAAGUUAUAGGUUGUAUGGGAAAGAAGGUUAUCCCCUGGUAGACAUAAUGACUGGAGGAAAUGAACCCUCUCCAAAGGUGGGAGAAAGAAUCCUGUGCCGUCAUCCCUUUCAAGAAUCCAAGAGAGCAUAUGUGGUGCCACAGCGUGUUGAGGAGCUUCUAAAAUGUUACUGGCCUGGGAGUUCAGAUAAAAAGAGAGAACCCUUACCAACUCUAAACGAGAUUAGAGAGCGGUGCAUCAACCAAAUUGAGCAAAUGAGACCUGACCACUUGAGGAGACUCAACCCAACUCCAUAUAAGGUUAGUGUAAGUGCAAAAUUAUAUGAAUUCAUUCAUUUCUUGUGGCUCAAUGAGGCACCAGUUGGGGAGCUGCAGUAAGAAUAAGGCAAAUAAGAACCGAAAUGGUCAAGGAAAAAAACAGAUUUCCGUAGAAUUUUGUUUCAUGCAGUAUAGAUGUACAUGUGUUUUGACUGUUUUCAAAUAAUAUGAUUCUGUAUAUUAUAUUUAACUUGGAGGAAUCAUUAUUCUUUUAAGGCCUAUGUGCGAAUAAUCCAUAUUUCCCGUUGAUCACAUUGCUAUGCAAUCUUUCAUCA